GCAGACAUCCUGGAUCAUUCUUGUUUCCUGGCACAUAAGCUCAUCACUGGUCUUGCUAGAUCUGGAUAUAUAACAACCUGAACAAUCAGAAUACAACCUUGAUAACCCAAUUAUGACCACUGGCUGUUCACCGACUCCUUCAGUCCCUCCUACAAUCAAUGUAGUCUUUACCUGGAGAGCGGGCAUACUUCAUUAGAGGAAAGGAGCUUUAUAACUAUAUGUGUCUUCAGUACUGCUGACAUAAUGAGUUCCAAAACAGUUCUGCAGGAUAAAACCCCACGCCAGUCAACAUCCUGAUGUUUUAACUAAACAUGGAAACAUUGGAGUCAGAACUAACCUGUCCAAUAUGCCUGGAAUUGUUUGAGGACCCUCUCCUCCUUCCUUGUGCCCACAGCUUAUGCUUUAGCUGUGCCCAUCGAAUACUAGUUAGUGGAUGUGCAACCAGUGAAAUAGUGGAACCUGUUACAGCUUUCCAGUGUCCAACCUGUAGAUAUGUCAUAUCUCUCAACCAUCGUGGCUUGGAUGGGCUGAAGCGUAACGUUACAUUGCAGAACAUUAUCCAUCGUUUUCAAAAGGCUUCUUUGAGUGUACCCACUUCCCCUAGUGACCACCAUAAGGAAAAGAUAUAUAAAAGUGUCCCAGUCAUGGCUACUGAAAGGAUCCCUUGUCAGUUUUGUGAAGCCGACCCACCAAGAGACGCAGUAAAGACAUGUAUAACAUGUGAGGUCUCCUAUUGUGACCGGUGUCUGCGUGCAACUCACCCAAACAAGAAACCUUUCACUAGUCAUCGGUUAGUGGAGCCUGUGCCAGAUGCUCAUUUUCGAGGACUAGUUUGUAUGGAACAUGAGAAUGAGAAGGUAAACAUGUACUGUACAGCAGAUGAUCAACUUAUCUGUGCCUUAUGCAAACUGGUUGGUAGGCACAGAGAACAUCAGGUGGCUUCACUGAGUGAACGAUUUGAAAAAGUCAAGCAAACUUUGGAGUCAUAUCUGUCUAAUUUGGUCAAGCACAGCAGUGAACUUGAAACCCAGAUGGCCAAACUUAUUCAAAUCUGCCAACAAGUUGAGGUUAAUACCAGUAUGCAUGAAGCAAAGCUCAAUGAGGAAUGUGAUGAAUUAAUGGACAUUAUACAAAGAAGAAAGCAGAUGAUUGCUGUCAAAAUUAAAGAGACAAAAGUGAUGAAGUUAAGAAAGCUUGCUCAGCAAAUAGCCAAUUGCAGACAGAGACUCGAACGUUCCACAGUAUUAAUCAAUCAGUCAGAUCAUAUUCUUAAGGAGAAUGAUCCUGCAAGGUUCCUGCAAGCUGCGAAAACUGUAGUGGAGAGAGUCUCUAUGGCAACUACAUCGUCUCAGGUUCUAAUCCCUGAUGUCAAUUUAAACGAUGCCUUUGAAAACUUUGCUCUGGAUUUCUCCAGAGAGAAGAAAUUAUUAGAAGGACUUGACUACGUAACAGCACCAAACCCACCUUCCAUCAGAGAAGAGCUGUGCACUGCCUCUCAUGACACAAUCACAGUUCACUGGAUGUCAGAUGAUGAAUUCAGUGUUGGCUGCUAUGAGCUUCAGUACACCAUCUAUACCGGGCAAGCAAAUUUCAUAAGUCUGUACAGUUCAAUGGACAGUUGGAUGAUUGUGCCUAACAUCAAGCAGAACCAUUAUACUGUGCAUGGACUCCAGAGUGGAACACGGUACAUCUUCUUGGUCAAAGCCAUUAACCAAGCUGGGAGCAGACACAGUGACCCUGCAAGGCUCAAGACUAAUAGUCAGCCUUUUAAACUUGACCCAAAAUUUGCUCACAAGAAGCUAAAAAUAUCAAAUGAUGGAAUGCAGAUGGAAAAGGAAGAGAGUUCUCUGAAAAAGAGCCACACACCUGAAAGGUUCAGCGGAGCUGGUUGCUAUGGAGCUUCUGGAAAUGUAUUUAUCGAUAGUGGAUGUCACUAUUGGGAGGUAGCCGUGGGGAACUCUACAUGGUAUGCAAUAGGAAUUGCUUAUAAGUCUGCCCCAAGGAAUGAAUGGAUUGGAAAGAACACCUCUUCAUGGGUCUUCUCUCGUUGCAACAAUAACUUUCUCGUGAGACACAAUAACAAAGAAAUUAUUUUGGACGUUCAUCCACAGCUUAAGCGCUUAGGUGUUCUUCUUGACUAUGACAACAACACAUUUUCUUUCUACGAUCCAGCCAAUUCCCUUCAUCUAUAUACUUUUGAGAUCUCUUUUAUUCUUCCUGUAUGCCCCACCUUCACUAUAUGGAACAAGUCUUUGAUGAUCCUCUCAGGACUCCCGGCACCUGAUUUUAUGGACCCAUUCACACCUCAGCAACAAGAGUGUAUUGGUAGACUGCAAGAAUCGCCAUAUGUUUCUGGACUAAAGGCUUGUCAAUAAAUCCCAAGCUAGUAUCCUAUGGCUCUGUAAUAGUAACCUAACACUGUUUGCUAACCUUUAAUAUAAAGAGGAGGUCCAGGAAGGAUCAUUUGAAUUUAGCACAGUAAGCCAAAAACUAUUAAAUGCUCCUCCCUCUUACAAGAACUUCUCACCUACCUUAAACUGUAGAUAUUCUAAAGGUGGAUUGUUAAGUCAUUUAGCUAAGUAUUCAAAUUAUAGCUAUCACAAUGAUAUUUAUGUAGGGGUCUCUUGAUUCAGCCCAAUGUUUGCUAAAUAUGCUGUAUUUCACAAGAUACAAUGGUUACUUGAGCAAACUACAAAAUGUCUUCCAGGAGUAGAAGAUUUACUUUAUGUAUUGAAAUAUUUAAUCUGCCUGACUUGGUUUAAAGAUAAUGUGCUAUGAUUAGUAUCCAAUGUAUUGAAGAAAUAUGAAGGUGAUUGUGUUUGUCUUACUGUUUAAAUUUGUAUUCUUAAAAGCACAAAGUGUAUUAAAAUGUUGGGCUGAAUUGC
Molecule: messenger RNA, 2885 nt
Organism: Spea bombifrons (plains spadefoot toad)
Lineage: Eukaryota; Metazoa; Chordata; Amphibia; Anura; Pelobatidae
Gene: MID2
Product: midline 2
Exons: 11
Coding region: 312-2375 (687 amino acids)
Molecular function (GO): protein binding; zinc ion binding
Source: RefSeq, a predicted model, not a curated record